UGUCGCGCUUGGAGAAAAUCUGAGUCAAAACCAGAUUAUAUAAAGGAUGAUGAGGUCUAAAAUCACGUUUUAAUUGAUUUCUGUUAAUAAUUGAUAUAAUGACGCCAAGUGUGUUAAUUUAAAUGAGAAAUUAUGUCGAUAUGGAGUUGUCUACAUAAAGUGUUGAGGAUUUUAAUAGAUCAUAUCUGAGAGAAGAUUGGUGUUCAUUGUAAGUAUUACGAUAAUAAUUUUUUGAAUUGUGGUUUUCACUAGAAGUAUUAAGUUAAUAAUUUUAUGAAUUUUAUUUUUUGUAUUCCAGAGAGAAAAAAAAUGGAAAAUGCACCUAUUGAUUUGGGUGGAAUUUUGCGAAGCUCAACAAUGAGUACCAGAAAUGUCAGUUACUCUUCUUCCCAAUCCGCAGAUGUCCAAGACCAGUUUGUGGACGACCGGUAUAAAGCUGGAAUGGAAGUUCUUUGUGCACUUCUAACAAUCAUUGGUGUCUGUGGUAACAUUGUGACAUUUUUCACCAUUAUUUGGAGCAAAAAGAUGCAUACCGUUACCUAUACCGUAGUAGCCUCCCUGGCACCACCUGACAUCAUCAGCCUCGUUUUCGGUUACUGUUUUGUUUAUCGGCUGCAGGAUGAAUUCUUCCUACGAUCCUACACCCUAAGAGCAGUUGUCAGGGGGAUAGGAAUGGCAGGCGAACAUGCAAGUGCAGCACAUAUGGUUUUCUUGGCAGGAGUGCGAUGUCUGAUGAUUGCCAAACCGUUAUGGUGUCACGCCAAUUUGAGACCAAAGAACAUAAUGAUGGCAUCAUGUGCAAUAUGGCUCUUUAGUGUUUGUUUUGCUUCAGGUGUUAUGACUUUUGUGUAUCUAUCUGAAAGCGGUCAUUUUGACCAGAAAACAAUACUAUUUACAUUUUUUACCCUUUCAAUUUAUCUUUUUUGCAUUCCACCAAUUUUCAUACUCAUCUUCCAUUGCCUAAAAAUCCGUAUUGUCAAGAGAUCGAAAGCUAUGAGAAGAUCUCAACUAAGCUCUCAAAUGUCAAUGGUGUUCUUGUUGAUCCUAAUUGCUUACAUUGUAACAUGUGCAGCUGAUUUAGUGUACCAACUCGCAGCUUUAGGAAACAACAUUCUUGAAAAGUCGUUUCAAGUAACCAAAGUAAUGUUUUACGUGCAAUAUGGAAUAUAUGUUUUGUGGAUGAUUCACUACUCUUUAAACCCAUUCAUUUAUUUCUUUGUCUCCCCACAAGUUAAAGUCUUCAUUCAAGAACUUUGUAAUGAUAAUAAAAAUUAUUGGUCCUCAGUUAAAAUUAGAAAAAGCAAUAUUUAUACGGUCAAAGAAUCGAACUUUUCUACAUCUUCAACAAAUUCAGCAAUAUUCUCUAACAGUUGUAUAGGUGUAUUUCAUAAAAAAGAAUAUUUUUCAAUGUAGUUUUGC
Saccostrea cuccullata (small rock oyster) is the source of this 1419-nucleotide messenger RNA. RefSeq names its product proto-oncogene Mas-like. NCBI's taxonomy places the organism in Eukaryota, Metazoa, Mollusca, Bivalvia, Ostreida, Ostreidae. Gene Ontology annotation, cellular component: membrane. The record is from RefSeq and is a predicted model, not a curated record. Gene Ontology annotation, biological process: G protein-coupled receptor signaling pathway. The transcript has a single exon. Bases 274 to 1413 code for a protein of 379 amino acids. Gene Ontology annotation, molecular function: G protein-coupled receptor activity.